UGGAGUCAGUCAGGAACAAUAAAGUACAGACUGUCAGAGGGAUUUGUGGCCAUUUCGUUUUCUUUUCUGUAUUAGCAGCAGAACUGGAGAAAGAGUGCUUUUAAAACACAUUCGCAUAAAAAGGAUAAAGGAUAAAGAUCUUGAGAAGUUGCUCAGUUUAUGCAAUGUUCUCUGAGUAACCACAAAACAGAGAGAAGUGCAGCGGGUAGUGCAUGUCUGAGAAGUACAUCUUACAGAAUGGAGGGCUGUGUCAUUUCACCUUCACCAGAAGAAAUGAUUGCGUAUGAUCAAGUUUGUCGGCCACCGUAUGACUUUUACCCAUACCUGUCAAGCGAUCCAGAUGGUCAUUUUGAGAGUGGCUGGGACUACCACACUGUUCAUGCUCACCAGAGUGAGCUGGAGGUCCCUCAAAGUAAUUACUUAACAGAACUGCAUCCUGCCCCACAUUGCUGUGUCGGUCUGGAGUCCUACCACCCCACUCUGGAUUCAGGCCUGGGGCCACUUCUGCCUGGGGUUCCUCCUCAGUUUGCAUACGUCUCUCACCCGCUGUACCAGCGCUCCCCUCCUGCCCACUGCAGCACAGAUGAUGAAGACACAGGGGGACGCAGCCCACCCUUCGAGGUGUCUGAGGGGGAAGAGGACCAUGAGGAUCAGCAUGCAAGCACCUCCAGCACCAUGACAGGCAACAAAAGAAAAAUGCGCCUCUAUCAGUUCCUCUUGGAACUGCUAAGAGAUGGGGAUAUGAAAGACUGCAUUUGGUGGGUGGACAGAGAGAGAGGCACCUUUCAGUUCUCUUCCAAACACAAGGAGGCUCUAGCCAGCCGCUGGGGGAUGCAGAAGGGCAACCGGAAGAGAAUGACCUAUCAGAAGAUGGCCAGGGCCCUACGCAAUUACGGCAAGACGGGAGAGGUCAAAAAGGUCAAGAAGAAACUGACCUACCAGUUCAGCAGUGAGGUGCUGAGGAGGAUGUCAGCAGAGAGGAAGUAUCACUAAGAGAAAGAAAGGAUUGCCACUGCACUGGGCUGCAAAACUUCUGCAGAACAUCAAGGUCUAUUUUCCUCUAUAGUUUGUCUCAGGGACUCCACACUAGAUAAAUAGUUCUAGGACCACUAUUUGUAAGGAAUAUAUAAAUAUUAUUUUGUUUUCUCAUGUACAGAAAGCUGGAGCUUAUAAAACGAGAAAAAAAAUGCUUGACAGACUUAAGCUUCAUAAAUUGUUUCAUAACUCUAUAGAAGUUUAUCAUCCUAAAGGAAAAAUUAGGAGUACACUGAUUUAAAAAUGUCUCUGUAUUAAUUGAAGCACCUGGAGAUCUAACUUCCUGCUUAGUUCAACUGCUACUAGUGAUGAGUCAUUUGCCAGCAAGUUGGCUCUUUCAAGUGAAUACUGAUAUAAUAUUGUUUAACUGUUUGUUUAUUUGGGUAAAUGAAGAUGAGAAGAAGUUAGGCCUUAUGAUGCUCACCACAUACAAAUGCAUCCAAUGAAAUUUGUUUGACACAGAUUAAUGAUUUACAGCCAAAUCUAGCAAUAAUGGUGAAAAGUGCUUGGCUCAGACUUGUAGCUUAGGCUCUGAUUGCAUUGCUGCUUGCUAAGCUGAUGCGUGUCAUGUAGUGUCUUGCUGUUUGUACAUUUAUUUAAUAGUUCUUGUGACAAACACAGUGCAAAUUAAUGUUAUUUUGUUGAUUAAGAGUAAGAUUUCCUUGAACACUUUAAGUGAGAGGUGUCCAAUCUUAUGCACAAAAGGCCAGUGUGGAUGCAGGUUUUCCAGUCAAGCAGGAGCUCACCUGAUUCCACUAGUUUAAUCGAACAACCAAUCAUGGGUUCUUCUGCGUUUUGGGAAGAAAACCUGACACACCUGCUUUAAGUGAUCAUCACUGAUCAUAACAUCACUAACCCAGGGUGAUUUUGGGAGCUGAAAGAGCUGGCUCUUAUUGAUGAGCUUGGUCAUUUGAUCUGACUCAAUAAAUAGAAGGCAGAAAUACCAUCAAAAUCACAACACAAACCUCAAAACUCUUUAUCAACUUGGUAAAAGCCCCCUGAAAAAAAGGCUGAUCAGUUAGAGCCAGUGUGGCAGAUUAGCCCUGGGACCAGACAGGAAGGUAGAUCUCCAGGAGGCAGGGGUGACCACUAGAUUGGAGAACUUGUUGUGUACUGCCCCCUGUAUGUUCAACAUGUACAUUGCGUACAAAAGUCCAGUACAUUUUCAUUUUUGAAUCUCUGUAUGUGAUAAAAGGUUCUUGCAUGGUCAGUGAUAACAGGAAAAAAAGUUACAGAGACAUAGCUUUUUAUUUAUGUUUUAAACAAAUACAUCUAUAAAUCUUUGAGAAUCUAAACUUAAUGGCUUUUGUGGUGGUCUGUUGACAUUUGAAUUUUAAAAAUUUCACUUAAAGAAUAAAGAAAAACUGAAAUGAGCAAGGUGAAAGUAAUCUCAGUGUGAUCUUGAUUAAAACACUACUGCUAUGUGUCAUAGAAUA
Molecule: messenger RNA, 2471 nt
Organism: Colossoma macropomum (tambaqui)
Lineage: Eukaryota; Metazoa; Chordata; Actinopteri; Characiformes; Serrasalmidae
Gene: spi1a
Product: Spi-1 proto-oncogene a
Exons: 5
Coding region: 160-993 (277 amino acids)
Biological process (GO): cell differentiation; regulation of transcription by RNA polymerase II
Cellular component (GO): nucleus
Molecular function (GO): sequence-specific DNA binding; DNA-binding transcription factor activity, RNA polymerase II-specific
Source: RefSeq, a predicted model, not a curated record